Molecule: messenger RNA, 4739 nt
Organism: Puntigrus tetrazona (Sumatra barb)
Lineage: Eukaryota; Metazoa; Chordata; Actinopteri; Cypriniformes; Cyprinidae
Gene: trim2b
Product: tripartite motif containing 2b
Exons: 13
Coding region: 342-2303 (653 amino acids)
Biological process (GO): negative regulation of translation; protein polyubiquitination; proteasome-mediated ubiquitin-dependent protein catabolic process
Molecular function (GO): protein binding; translation repressor activity; ubiquitin protein ligase activity
Source: RefSeq, a predicted model, not a curated record
AGUUGCUUAUGUCGCUGUAGUGCAGAGAGGUGGGGGAGCGAACAGAAGCGAAAAGAGACUGUGCAAAACAGCCCCCCACCCCUCCUCUACGGGAAAUGGGUCUCAGGCUGAUGAGUAAGGCAAGAAGCUCCUGUAGCGCUGGUGCAUCUGAAGCUACGCAGCUAUGGAGGAAAGGGCCCAGUGUCAAAUAAGGGGAGACAGUAAUUGGCCCCUGCAGCCUGUGGUCUGUUUGUGUCUCCAGUGGAUCAAAUACACCUUCUUCCCUUAAUAUCUCUGCAUUAUAUAAGAAUACACCAAUUUAUAUGCACAACACCUGAGCUUCAUCUUUCUAAGGCUUCACUAUGGAAGCCCGUUUCCACCACAGAGUAAAAAAUAUGAAAGGGUUGUGUUUUCUGCAUCCUUGUAUCGUGAGAGCAGUUACAUCUUCCAACCGCAUGGAGGCGCAGCAGGCUUCUCCUGACAGCAGCAGUGAGGAAUGUACUGUACUAGAGGCUCUGCCUGGCAAGGGAACAGCGAUAAUUUGCUCUCAACACAAAGGAAAAGUGUCUGUGUUGUACUGUUUGGCCUGCGAGAAUGCAGUAUGUGAGGACUGUAUGAAUGGAGAACAUGCUGAGCACCCCACUGAUUCACUGGAAAAUAUUGUGGACCAGCAGCUAGCGGCGUUACAGGACAGAGUGGAUUCAGCCAAGAACAGGCUUCCUCAGAUAAGAGAGGCAGUUCAGAGUUUGAGAGACAUUCUGCAGCAGUUGAACUCUCAGCGGAGCUCCAUAGAAGAAGACAUCCACUCCUCCUUCAGCGAGCUGCACAAAACCCUCGAUACACGCAAGAGCGUCCUGCUCAUGGAGCUGGAAGUCACGUAUGGACUGAAGCAGAAGGUUUUGCAGGCUCAGUUGGACACUCUUCUGCAGGAGGAAGCUGCCAUCAACUAUAACUGCAGUCUGACUGGUGAAGCCCUGGACGGGGAAAACAAGGCUGUCAUUCUGCAGACCCAUAAAGACGUAGGAGAAAGACUCAGUGACCUGGCCAGCCAGGGCCUUCCUCUUCAGCCUGAGGAGAACGACCAGCUGGAUCUCAUGAUGGAGAUUGAAGGACUUCGCAAAUCCAUCCACAACCUGGGAACAAUCGUCACCACCAACGCGGUGGCCAGUCAGACCGAGGCGUCGGGGGAGGGUCUGGAACAGUGCAUCGUGGGCCAGCCGGCAACUGUCAUCAUAACCACGAGAGACAAAUCUGGAGGACUGUGCAAGACGGGUAACGCCAUCAUCUCAGCUGAAGUCUGCACGCCGGAUGGCAGCGUCGCAGAUGGAGAAAUUGUGGACCAUAAAAAUGGAACGUAUGAAUUCCAAUACACGGUGAAGAAAGAGGGCAAUUUUAGUCUAGCGCUUAGACUUUACGAUCAGCAUAUUAAAGGAAGCCCCUUCCAGUUAAAGGUCACCAGCUCUCCGGAUGAUUCUCCACCCACCACCACCGCAGCCAACGCUGCUUCCACCGGUUCCAGCGAUGGCGGGGCGCGGAAACGAAGCGCUAAGUCCCCGGGGAGCCGAAGCCGGCAGAAGGGCGUCAGACGGGGAGGAAGCUUGUUCAGCACCCCAAAAAAGAGAGUGAACCCGAUCGAGGACGACCUCAUUUUUAGAAUAGGAACGAAAGGGAGGAAUAAAGGAGAGUUCACUAACCUCCAAGGAGUAGCAGCUUGUUCAGAAGGAAAAAUCUUAAUUGCAGACAGUAACAAUCAGUGCGUGCAGAUAUUUUCAAAUACGGGAGAGUUUCAGAGCCGUUUCGGGGUGCGUGGCCGUUCGCCGGGACAGCUGCAGCGGCCCACUGGAGUAGCUGUGCAUCCAAACGGGGACAUCAUCAUUGCUGACUAUGACAAUAAGUGGGUUAGCAUCUUCUCCAGUGAGGGUAAAUACAAGGCUAAGCUGGGCUCGGGAAGGCUGAUGGGCCCAAAAGGUGUAUCUGUGGAUCAGAACGGUCAUGUUAUCGUUGUGGAUAACAAGGCCUGUACAGUUUUCAUCUUCCAGCCCAGCGGGAAACUCGUCACUAAGUUUGGCAGCAGAGGAAACGGUGACAGGCAGUUUGCGGGUCCACACUUUGCAGCAGUCAACAACAACAACGAAAUAAUCAUCACAGACUUUCAUAACCACUCUGUUAAGGUAUUUAAUGCAGAUGGGGAGUUCUUGCUGAAGUUCGGCUCUAACGGUGAAGGGAACGGGCAGUUCAACGCUCCCACAGGGGUUGCUGUGGAUGUCAAUGGGAACAUUAUUGUGGCAGACUGGGGAAACAGUCGGAUACAGGUGUUUGACUGAAGCGGAUCGUUCCUGUCCUACAUCAACACGGCAGCAGACCCUCUCUACGGUCCGCAGGGUCUUGCUCUGACCUCUGACGGCCAUGUUGUGGUGGCUGAUUCCGGGAACCACUGCUUUAAAGUGUACCGCUACCUGCAAUGACUUCAGAGAGACUCUGAUCUAAGACGGAAAGAGAAUCAGUCAUACUGUAUGUGUCCAAAUCUUGCACUUAAUGUAAUGUAAUGGUAUUCUUCCUCCUUGGUUUUCACAUCUUUUUUGUAUUUGUUACUAUUGUCGGAUGACCUUCUAAGAAGACUACAGCUUGUAAACACUUGUUUAUGGGAUGCCUUGGAAUGCCUUUGCCAAACCUCCACGCUCUACACUGUGGAAAUACUGAGACGUCAGAAUGCAUUGGUGAGUGAACUGCUACCUGAGCUCAAACUCUGCUCCUAUGUGCUGCAUGUGUGGACCAUGCAUGCGCUGCCAACUUCUGGACACAUCCGAGCCCCAUCUGACUUCUAGGAUGCUAUUAGAACACUAUCUCAACACUUUCUCAUGAACCUUUUGAUAAGGAUAUGGUGUAGAGAUACUCGUAUCUCAUGCAGCCAAGAGAGCAGGCAGCGAUAUCUCUUGUCUUCAAGCUUUAGCAUUCCCUCCUCAACCUGUUCUUAUCUUACAGUUUACUUAUAAACUAUGUCAAAUGUUUGAAAUAACUAUGAUUUUUUUUAUGUAAUAAAGUUAUGUAAUAAAGCUCAUCAAGGCUGCAUUUAUUUGAUCAAAAAAACAGUAAAAACUGUAAGGUUGUGAAAUAUUAUUACAGUUUAAAAUAACUUUUCUAUUUAAAUAUAUUAAAAUGUAAUUUAUUCCUGUGAUGGUAAAACUAUUACUCUAUUACUUUAAUCUUUAUUGUCACAUGAUUCUACAGAAAUCAUUCUGAUUUGCUGCUCAAGAAACAUGUCUUAACAUUAACAAGGUUAAACAACUGUGCUGCUUAAACAUUUUGUGGAAACCAAGAUACACUGCUAACAAAGUGAUCGAAAAGUUAAGCGGUUUUUCUAUUUCAAAUAAAUUCUAUUCAUUCACUAAUCAAGAAAUCCUAAAAUAAGUAUAUCAUAAGUCUCCACAAACAUACAAUAAUUCUACAACAGCAAAAAUUGUUUUCGACAUUGAUGAUAAUUUAUUAUUAAUAAUAAUAACUGAGCACCAAAUAAGCAUAUUGGAAUGAUUUCAGAAGCUGAUUUCAAGGUGAAAGAAUGAUUUCUUGAUGUAACACUGAAGAUUGAAGUAAUGAUGCUGAAAAUUCAGCGUUGCCAUCACAGGAAUCAAUGAAAUUGUACAUUAUAUUCAAAUGGAAACAGUUAAAUUGUAAUAAUAUUUAACAAUAUUGCUGUUUUCACUGUAUUUUUUAAUCAAAUAUAUGCAACAUUGCUGAGCAUAAGACACUUAACAACACUUAUUAACAAAAAAAAUGCAAAUGAAUCAAAAAAUGUGACUGGUAGUAUUGGCAUGAUUAUAGUUUCACGAACUAUGAUCAUAUUCCACCUGUGUCUGUUUAAUUCACUAUUUUCAGUGCAACUGCAAUAAGCAAAAUUACAGUGUGCUAUUGAAACAUCACCAACAACAUCUGAAUCAUUUGUCGUGUGUACGUGUGUAAGAGACUAACAGUAGAUUACACAAUGCACUGUUGCCUUGCAUACUUCUAGAAUGAGACUAGCAGCAUAUGGCUCUUUAUUUAGAAAAUAUUAGGACUCUCUAUUUUCCUUACAAAUGCUAUUAAAAACUGGAAAUAUCUAUAUAUUUGUGUAUUUAUCGUAAAUAAUGUUUCGAAGGAAAGAUGUUUGGGUUUCAAAUGCAAACAUAGUUAAAAGCCAAACAUUUUCAAAGAACUGAUUUUUGAUUUGUCAAACUUUCUCUCAUGUAUCCCAGGAUUCUUAGAGGCAUGAUUCACAUACUGUAGUAGUAAUGAUGUCAUACAAAUUUCAUCAUAACUGAAUGGCAAUAGUAUUUCAUCUCAUUACGAUGCAAAGGUCAUUUUGUGUUCUUGCUUUUAUAUUCAAAUUCCAGAAUGUGUUCAUUUUGUUUUGGUACAGAUACUCUGUACCGUAAGUUGUUUGCAUAUGCACAAUGAUUUGCAUAAUGUGCUGAUUUGAUUUAUUUUCUGUAUAUAAGGAUUGUAUGUAAAGAAUGUUUUGUACGUUCAUCAGAAAAUAAUUUUACUUGAAUGUUAAUGUUUUACGUCUGUACAAAAAAAUUAGCCUUAACAUUUACAUCUUGCAACAUUUAUUGAUGAAAAUGGUUUCAGUGGAAUACUUUAUUUUAUUUAGUUUAUUUAGUUGAUGUGUGCCUGUUUACAACUUAUGACAAUAAUCCUGCUUGGACUGUGUUUUUUUUAAUUAAUAUCGCUAUCACGUCAUUAUCAUGCUAACGUACAGCUCAUUAAAAAGUGACUUUGGAAAA